This is a messenger RNA of Neocloeon triangulifer, 3033 nucleotides long. Its product is annotated as endoribonuclease CG2145-like. The record is from RefSeq and is a predicted model, not a curated record. NCBI's taxonomy places the organism in Eukaryota, Metazoa, Arthropoda, Insecta, Ephemeroptera, Baetidae. The transcript is spliced from 7 exons. Bases 83 to 1252 code for a protein of 389 amino acids. Gene Ontology annotation, molecular function: RNA endonuclease activity.
UCUGGCCUUGCGACCGACUCGAGUCUCUCUUGAGCAGUAGGAGCCGAGUGCUUGGCGAAAUAAACAGCAACACUCCAGAAAAAUGGAUCUUUCUUGUUUAUUGUUUCUAGUUUUGUCUUCGGCAGCAUUUGGUCAAGAAGCCACGCAGACCCAAAGUCCACCACGUUCGUACGCACAAGCGGCUCUACCAAAACAACCGGCCGGCAAUAAUAAUGCAGCGAACGCGUCCGUUCUGUCACAACCCAGUCCUACCCAAUUUUCCUACGCCCAAGCAGCCCGCGGUGCGACUCCGAGCAGUCCUGCGGAGCAAACAACCCAAAGGUCGUACGCUCAGGCUUCUCGAAACCAAAACGACCCUUCAAGCACUCUUCGGCCCAGGAUCAGCAGCAGCAGCCCUUCGAGGGGAGGAAACACGCAGAACAGGGGCACCUCCCCUACUUCCUCCAAUGUGGCUGACGACGAAUUGAGGACCUUCAGCGAGGAGUUGCUCAGGAGUGACUCCAACAAUGCUGCCGCGUUGGUCAGGGCCAACUGGCAGGGCAGGACUUACGGGUCAAACACGGCCGACUUGGCUCCUCAACCGUUGUUGGCGGUUCAAGCAAGAGCUCUUCAGGGCGCCACCACAUCAAAAUUGAAGCUUUUGUACGAUAAUUACGAACCUGACGCUGGCAAUGCUGAAGUUGUGACUGCCUAUGAGAGGGACGAGGACAGAGCCUUUUUGGAUGCUGUGAUGGCCACCCAGGUCAUGGCCAAGACCAAGAAAUUUCUAGUCGACAAAGGUUUGAUCGAGAACGCUCCUGGGUCGCUGAAAACCAAAUUGCAGCAGUUGUGGUUCACAAUGUUCCCGAGACUGGGCAGCGGCUCUCCCAUUGGCUCCAGCGCUUUUGAGCACAUUUUCCUCUCGGAAGUGCGGAAGGGUGAAAUCUCAGGCUUCCACAAUUGGCUGUAUUUUGCACACGAAGAGAGCACAGGGAAGGCAAACUACCUUGGACACAUCAGACACAUCGACCUUGGAGGACGUGGUUCUGUGGUUAAGCAUCACUUCACGUGGGGAAAUAUUACAAAGCCUGUGGGGUCGAUGUUCAUCGGCACGAGCCCCGAACUGGAGAUGGCCCUUUACACGGUGUGCUUCAUGACAAGACCGGACAACAAGUGUCCCGUCCGCCUCGGAGGAGAGCCCUUCUUUAUCAAGACUCAUUCUUUCACAUUUAGGGGAAAUAAGUACAUAGGCAGUGCUUUCCCUGAUAUUUAAACACAUUUUACAAAGAUAGAUUUAAAUGUGUUUUAAAUUUUUUCAAAAAAAUUGAAAUGUUUUGUAAGAUUUCAAAGAUUGAUGUGUGAUUGUUAUUGUAAAAUAUUCUCAAUUUUUUUCCAACCUCUUACAAAGUUCACAAAGUUGUUAUAAAAUAUUGCUUAAAUCAUAUCAAUAAGCCAAAAAGUUUCUGUCUUUCAUAAAAUAAAAUAAAUUCAUAAUUUUUGAUAUAAAUUAUACGUUUCAAAUUAAACAACAACCAACAACUUAAGUAAUUAUUCCGGGCAUAUUGAAAACUCCGGAAAACUCUUAAAGCUAUAUUUUUUUUUUAAUAAUUUCUAUUUGAAUUAAAAUAAAAAUUAAUAGAAAACAACCAUUAAAAUGUGAUAAGCAAUUUAAUUGAAAUCAUCAACCUACGUCUUUUGUCUUUCAUAAAACAAAAUAAAUUUAUAAAUUUUGGUCAAACAAAAAAAUGUUUCAAAUUAACGCAAAUUAAGUCGCAUAAUUUCAUAACAAUAAUAUUGAGUGAUUGAAAAUUUCAUGGAUUUUUUUUUAAUUAUAAAUACAUUACAUGCUCUGUUGAAGUACUAAUUUGUCAUUUUAAAAAUAAAAUCCAUUCUUCUAUUUUCUUUAUUAUAUUUAAAUUUAAUUUUGUAAAAAGUCCAAGUCACGUUGGUUUAGCGGGGCCUUCGGUUUGAUUGAAAACACUGCAGUACUGCACAUGCGCGCCAAAUCAGGCGCGCCCGCAGCAUGUGAUUCACAUGCUCGUCUUCCCACUCUUCCCUGAUGAUUCCAGUUUUCAAGUGACAAUGUGCGGUGCCGACGUGUUUUGCGCGUUGCAAAAGAGUAAACAAGAACAAUUUAGCGAAUUCUCGAGCUCCAGGUGCGUGACUGUGCAGGUGUGCAUCAUUUUUUGAGCGUCGAGCAUCCGUGGAAUGCUUCGGUGCAAGUAACGGACAAUAUUUACCUUCAAGACCUCUCGUUGUGACAUUUCGCGUGUGGAAUGUGUGGAUUGUGCUUUUUUCUGUGACGGAGCAAAGGUCAAACAAGAUGAGUCUGCGGUCUGUCCUGUCCAACCUGUCGAAGGACAUUUUCAAGGAAGUGGAGGCCAUCGUCGUCGACGAGGGGAAAUUAACGGACGAGGCGAUGCUGGCGCUGAAUUCGGUGUUCGGCGCCGUCCUGGAGCGGGCGCUCGCCAUCGUCGACAAGCCGAACUCGGUUUGCGAACUGCAGUCGCCGAUCGGAAGAAAGCUGGUGCAGGUUUCGGGCACGUCCAAAGGGGUGUACACCCUGUACCCUGAGGAGAACUACUGUCCGUGUCCGGCGUUCCAGUUCUAUGUGCUGGGCGCGAACGCCAGCGAAAUGACGUGCAAACACGUCCUGGCCGCGUGGUUGGCGCGGAUUCUGGGCAAGGCGAGGCUGCUGACCAUCGGCGAGGAAACGAUGACCUCUCUGCUCACCUCUUUGCUCACCGAAGGAACCAAAGACUCGUGAAGUGCAACGAACGAUCGGGCGGCUUCGUUUGAUGAUUUUCUAAAAAAUUUGCUCAUUGGUCGGUCACUUAUCGCACUUUCAAGCCUAAUUGGACAUUGUGUAAAUUUAUAUAGAAUUUUUAAUUAUCAAGUCUUAUCUGAACUAAAUAAGAAACGAGAUUGAUAGAUUUUUCUUUGUCAUAAACUUUAAUUGACAAUAUCAAUUAAAAAAGUUGUCCCUUGAGGAAAAUUUGUGCAUAGAGGGAUAAAAUUUUGUCUUUUUUAUUAAAAAAAAAAAAAAAAAAAAAA